Molecule: messenger RNA, 3004 nt
Organism: Drosophila nasuta
Lineage: Eukaryota; Metazoa; Arthropoda; Insecta; Diptera; Drosophilidae
Product: dendritic arbor reduction protein 1
Exons: 4
Coding region: 671-2245 (524 amino acids)
Source: RefSeq, a predicted model, not a curated record
GCAUUCAGAAAUUCAGUUGGCGUUGUCAGUUCGCUGCGGGUCCUUGCGCAGGAGGUAGCACACAUUGGCAUAAAGGAGGCAUUCGCAGUAAAAUGAAUACAUAAAAGCGCGCAGUGUGUUCAUACAAAUUGUUUUGUCAUAUAUAUAUAGAACCCGAUCUAUGCAUUCCUUUUCCGUUCAACGAAAGCAAAAGAAAACCAAACACAUUUAAAUCAAUUCUUAAAAAUAUUUCGAUAGAUAUGAUUUACAGUAAAUGUGGCGAAACGUUUGUCGCGUGUUUCUAAUUCAAGGCUGGCAAAAGGAUUCGUUAUUGCCAGUUGUGUGUAUCGUGCCAGGUCAGUUGAGCGUUCAAGGACUUUUUCGUGCAAUAACAACAAUAACAAUAUGCGUGCAAUAAAAAAAACAACAACAUCAACAACAAAAAAUGUGAUUCAAAUGUGCAAAUAAAACACUAGACUUUAUAAUAAAAUAACAUACUUGCUUAAUAAAUACGAAUUGAGUAUAUUGAGUAAAAGGGCGCAGACCAAACACGACCACAGAGAACAGUUCAAUGAACAGCUAAGCAAGUUAAGCGGAAAACUCAAAUGUAAACAAAGCACGGAGAGUGCACAUUGAGACGAAAGCGUUAUAAAUUGUCCUUACAGUCAAGUGGGAAGUCUGAAGUCUGGACAUGCAUUUCUGGAUUGACAAACGGUCGCAACAAUGCGGUUUUGGUCGCUCGCGUGUAGCCGCCUCAUUGUCGCAUGCAGGAGGCGGUCUCAGCUAUGGCCAUCCGCCACGUCGCAGCAAGUCGAGCAGCAGCAGCAGCGGAAGCAACAUGAUCAACGCCAGCAGUAGCAGCAGCGGCGGUGGCAGCGCCAAUGCCAGUGGCAGCCACAGCCAAGCUUUGGCCUCUGUGCAUCGGGCAUUGGCGCCUUAUGGUGGAGGUGGCGAUUAUCAGUCGGGAGGCGCGGGCACAAGUCGCCAGGCAACGCAAUAUGGCAGCAGCAAUAAUAAUAGUGCACAUGCCAACAACCAGCAAUUGCUGCUGCAUCACAACAGCAGCAACAAUAACAACGGCAGCAGCAGCAGCAGCGGCGGUGGCGGCAGCAAUGCCAUGACAACAACUGCCAGCAACAAUAACAAUGCCAAUGCAACUGCUGCUUCUUCGGCUGCCGUGUUAACGGGCAGUGGCACCAUUGUGCCGCUUGUGGCACGUGGCUCGCAUUACCAUCAGCAUAGCACGCGCUAUCAGCCGCGACCACAGCAGCAGCAGCAGCAACUGCAACAAUUGCAGCACCAACAACUGCAGCAGUUGCAGCAACAGCAGCAGCACCAGCAACAACAUCACUAUAGCUACAACUAUCAUCAUCCGCAGUUUGGCAACAUGGCUGUUCCCGUGCGACAAUAUGAGUCACAGCAGCAACAUCAUCAGCAGCAGCAACAUCAGCAGCACUCGGGAGUCUAUGCAGACGAUGCCUACAGCGCGUAUCACCAUCACCACAGCAGCAGCAACAGCGGCAACAACGGCUGCAGCAGCAACAGCAACAGCACACGUUAUGCCACGCCGCGACGCCACAAUUCCAGCAACAACAUGCGACACGCGACAGCAACUGCAUCGGUGGGAACAACAACAUCAACAGCACCAGCAGGGGGAGGAGCAGCCACAACCGCCACGCCCAUACCGCCCACACAGACAACGGCACAGCACAGCAGCAAUCAGCUGCAGCAGCAACAUCACGCAUUGCUGCAACAUGCGGACUCGCAGCUGCUGCCAAGUCAUCUGAAAUGUGGCAUGUGCGCUUCGCUGGUGCUCGCCUCGGUAUUUGUGGCGGGCGCGAAGUUCUACUUUGACCACCAGGGCACCGGGCUGGAGGUGUUGAUAUUCUGCGCCUUUUCGGCGACAUUCUUUCUGGCUGCCUGCAUGGUGUCGCUGUGUCGCAUCCCCAAAGGAUUGCUGCCCAAUCGCAGCGAUGGCCGUGCCGUGUGUCACAGUCGUGGCAUCAAUGCUGUUGGCGGUGGCGGUGGCGGAGGCGGAGGAGGGGAUGGGAAUGCGGAUGGCGAUUAUAUACUGGAGCUGAAUAAUGUGCGCUAUUUGGAUGAGCGACAGGUGGAGAUAAGUGCGGCAACGGCGGCAGCAGCUGCCGCUGGACCGCCGCCAUAUCAUAUAGCAAUCUUGUUGCCGGAACAGACACCGACGGCGCUGGGCAAGCAGCUGCCAAUGGAUGAAUCACCGCCGCCGUCCUACGAUAAGAUUCUCGUCUAGAUUUUAGUGGUAGCGCUUUUGGUUUUUCUUCGUUUAGGAAUUGAGCGUCAAUUUCAGUUGAAAGAAACCAGCUAUCAAACCCAAAUCCAAUGAAACCAAACCAAACCAAAAUACUCUUGCUCAAUAUUUUUCUAAUGAUAUCAAAAUUUAUAUAAACAUAUACACAAGGCAAAAAUGACAUUUGCAUAUAGAUGAUAUAUAUAUAUAAAGAUAUACAUAUAUAUACACAUACAUAUACAUAUAAAUUCUAAAUAUAAAUAUAACGAACAAAAAGUAUAUUUUUAAGCUCCAAUUAAUAUUUUUACACUUUGAACUUUCUAAUCCAUAAACACGCAAAACACACACAAAAAAACGUUCCCUAAGAAAAACCCCAAAUCUCUUUACUAAAACUAUGUAUCAUUUUUGUUCUGUGAUAUGCUCAAAAGAAAAUCAUACGAGAUAAACCAUUAGAGACAAAGCAAAGUAAAGAACGAUGUAAGCAAACAAAAUAUAUAAAAAACAAACAAAACAAAUAGAAAAUAGAAAACAUAUACACUACUAUACGAAUAUGUGACAAAAUAAAACUAAAUACACAUCAAUCAGCCAAAACAGUAUUAGUAGUCAAGUAGAUACUUAAGUAACGAACUACUCAUAUGCAAGCAUUAAAUAAUAAUGUAAAGGUGCAACAUAAUGCAGAUAAAUAAAGUACGAACUAAUUUCAAAAUUGAAUUCAAAUGCGAUGAAAUCAUUUAUCGAUACCAUUAACAGUCACAGUAUAUU